GCCCCGCGCCCCGUGAGCUGGGACCGGCCGCGCCCCCGGGCGCUCCCCGGCAUGGAGGCCUUCGGGGGCGAGGAGGAGCCCUGGUACGGCCAGCAGGACCUGGAGCAAGACCUGCACCUGGCAGCCGAGCUGGGGAAGACCCUCCUGGAACGGAACAAGGAGCUGGAGGACUCGCUGCAGCAGAUGUAUGCCACCAAUGAAGAACAGGUGCAGGAGAUAGAGUAUCUGACCAAGCAGCUGGACACGCUGAGACACAUGAAUGAGCAGCACGCCAAGGUAUACGAGCAGCUGGACCUGACCGCCCGGGACCUGGAGCUGGCCAACCAGAGGCUGGUGAUGGAGAGCAAGACCGCCCAGCAGAAGAUCCAUGGGCUGACAGACACGGUGGAGGGACUGCAGAGCCAGGUGGAAGGGCUGCAGGCCCAGGUGGAAGAGCUGAGGAGCCUGGAGCAGCUGCGGGUGAGGCGGGAGAAGCGGGAACGUCGGAGGACCAUCCACACCUUUCCCUGCCUCAAGGAGCUGUGCUCCAGUCCCCGGUACGAAGACGCCUUCCGGCUGUACGGCUCGUCGGUGGAUCUGAGCGCCCGGCCCCUGGAGCGGGAGAACGAGCGUCUGCAGGCCCUGGUCGGCUCCCUGCGGGGCCAGGUGGGGCAGGAGAAGCAGCGCACGGAGCAGGUGGAGCGGGAGUAUGCGGCCGUGCUGCAGGAGUGUGCGGCGCUGGAGCAGCGGGCCGGCCAGGCCGAGGGCUGCCGCCUGCGCGUGCAGGAGCUGGAGCUGGAGCUGCUGGAGCUGCAGCAGAUGAAGCAGGUGCGCAGGUACCUGCUGAGCCGCGAAGACAGCCUGGCCGAGGCCCUGCUGGAGCCCCUGGCCAGCGCCCCCGAGGCCGAUGACCCCGACCCCGGCCGGGAGGGGGGCGCCGGGGACGGGGGCGCCGGCCUCUCCCCGGCCGCCUCCCCGGGCCCCGCCGCCGCCGCCGUGCGCAAGAGCUGCAGCGACACGGCCCUGAGCGCCCUGGUGGCCCGGGACCCGGCCGGCCGGCUGGCGGGCAGCCUGACCUUGCACGCCCAGGGCGUGCGCAGGCGCGGCAUGUCCAUUCUGCGCGAGGUGGACGAGCAGUACCACGCCCUGCUGGACAAGUACGAGGAGCUGCUGGCCAAGUGCCGGCAGCACAAGGACGGCGUGCGGCACGCCGGCGUCCAGACCUCCCGCCCCGUGUCCCGCGACGGCUCCUGCCGCGAUUUCCGCGGGGCCGAGGAGGUGGCGGCGGCGGCCGAGCGGGCCCUGAGCCAGCACGUGGAAGCCGUGGACCGGCGCCUGGAGCAGAGUCAGCCCGAGUACAAGGCCCUCUUCCAGGAGAUCUUCUCUCGCAUCCAGAAGACCAAGGCUGAUAUCAACGCCGCCAAGGCCCAGACCCAGAGCGCCCAGUGAGCCCGCAUUGGCCUCGACUCCGCGUACUGGGACUCCUUGCCGCCCUGGGGAAGGUGUGGCCGGCCUGGAGACUCCAGGAAAAGGAGAAAACGGCGGGCCCCCCGGUGGGAGCGGCCCCCCUCCUCAGAGUGAUCUGCGGCCGGGGGCCCCCCCAGCUCCUUCCAGCCCUUUUCCCUGCCUUUGGGCUCAUCCAGUCCGGAGCCCUCCUCGCCCUGUGUGGUCGGGACUUGGACCGGCGAGACCACCUUCCACCGGAAACAUCUGGAGGGGCGAGGGUGGGGAUGCCGGCCUGGCACACCGCCUCCCCCUCGCCUUCUGGCCUCUGUCUGCGCCCUGAUCCCUCUCAGCCGUAGUUCCUGCUUCUGAGGUCACCGUAGACCCUCAAGCCGGCCUGGCCCGGACCCCCUCUCCUCUCGCUGCAUUCACCCUCCCUAGGGGGCUGGGGGUGUAUCCCCACCCCCGUCCCUGCUGAUCUCAGGGACCACAGUGUCUCCCCCGGCCCGGGCCCACGGUGGAGGGAAGGGCUGGGAGGUGGUGCAGGCCAUCUCGGGCUGGCCCAGGUAGCAGCUGCGAACCUCCCCGCCGACCCUCCCCACCCCACGCAGCAUGUAUUGUCUUCAUCUCCAGCCACGUGGGUCCCCCAGGGCAACCACUGUGAGCCCCGGCUCUAAUCCCCGACCAGAAUCUUCCGGUAAUCGUGAGGCGGGCAGCCCUGCCCCUCCUUGGGUCUCGGUUUUGCUUGCAAUGGGACCGGCCCAGCCCCCUGCUCCCCCGCAACCCCAUCCAUCCUUGGCCCGGGGGAUCCCGGCCAUAGCGUCUUCUAGGGCGGCGGUGACCAUUGCACCCAGGGAAGCCAUCCGGUCCCUCCCUCCUCAUCCCGUCCCGCCACGCACCCCCUGCGGCAGUUGAGGGACUUCUUGCCUUAUUUGCUAAUAAUGGGAAAAGCAGGUUUCCUGAAGUAGCUCUUACUCUCCCUGUUGCUGGGCACAGGCCCUGACUUCAAACGGUGGGGAGGUAGAACCGGGGCCGCUGGCCGCUGCAGCCGUCCUGUCUGUACCAGCCGGGGGGUGGGGGAAAACUCAGAUCCCAGCAGACCCCAUCACUGUAGCAUCCGAUUGGGGCUUCACUUGAAGUGUACAUGAGAGAAUUAUAUUUACAAAAGGCUUUAUUCUCUUCAUAAAUAAAAAGCAACACCAGACUUCGCC
Molecule: messenger RNA, 2633 nt
Organism: Tachyglossus aculeatus (Australian echidna)
Lineage: Eukaryota; Metazoa; Chordata; Mammalia; Monotremata; Tachyglossidae
Gene: CDR2L
Product: cerebellar degeneration related protein 2 like
Exons: 5
Coding region: 52-1428 (458 amino acids)
Source: RefSeq, a predicted model, not a curated record